ACUUGACAUAUGUGAAUGAUUAGAUUGAUUAUUUAUCAUAUCUAGUUCAUAAUGAGCUCUUCAUGGUAUAAGUAAUUUUUCAUGUCAUAUGUGUCAUUUUGAAGAUGGUUGAUGAUUUGAUUUAGAUGAGUAUUUUAAUAACUUGUUUUACUUUACAUGGUUUAUCACAUUCUAAUUUACUUGUCUCAUUGUUUUCAUGAGUUUGAUGGUAGCACUUGAAAGUUAAACUUGAUCUUAAGAAGAAUCCUACACUUGGAAGGAUUUGUAUGUUUUCUUUAUGAUGGAUAAUUUUGAUGAUAUUUGAUUAUGUGCAAAUAUAUGUCAUGCACUUGAAGGCUUGCAUAGUCAUGGCUGAUUUCAAUGAAUAAGAUUUUUUAUAUUUAUUAUCAUAUGAUAUGAUGCAUAUAAAAAAGAGUAAUAGUGUUGAAUCUAUUCAUGUGGUAUUCAAUGAGAUGAACCCCAUUUGCUUUAGAAAGAGUUGUGAAAUUGUGAUGUAGAUGUUAUUGGGUAACAAAGUUAAAAAUGAACAUUGAAGGCAAUAGCAUCACACAACCUCCAUGUGAAGCAAGUGAGAAGAACAAGAUCGAGGAGAUGCAACAAGCACAAAAACAAAGAUCAUAAUUCUAUCCAAGAAAGAGAUCCUAUAAAGGUAAUGUGAUAAAUGAUACAUCUCCAGGGUAAGAAAUAUACAUGUUGUAUAUAAUGAUGGAAUUAACAUUGUUUUUGGUGCUACUAAUGAGUUUUGUUGUAAAGAAUUUUCCAAAGCAAUGUUAAGUAAACUUGAGAUGAUUAAAUGUAUUGGAAUUUCAAAUGAAAUUAUCCCAAAGAUGAGAUCUUCUCCAAUCAAAGGGAACAUACAAAGGAGAUGCAUAAGCAAUGGUCUCUCCAUUAAGGUAUUCAAUUGCUUUAACAAUAAUGGAGGUAAACCUAUUAAUUUCAAACUCUUUAUAAGAUGAUAGAUGUAUAUAUUGCUAUACCUUGAGUGCAUAUAACUUUUGUGCUUUUCAUGUAUCUUUUAUUGAUCUUUAUAACUUAAAUGAUAGAAGGUUAUACAUUCUUGGUAUGAUUUUCAUGAGAUUGCUAUAUAAGUAUGUUCAUGCUUUCAUGAGUUAUUUUAUUAAGGUGAAGCUCUUUUGUUUGCUCUUCAUAUGUUCUUCAAACUUUUUUGUUGGAUUACAAAAAGGAGAGAAAGAAUCUUUUGACCUUCAUAGUUACUUGGAAUAAGAUAUCUUUGUUUACUACAAAGCCUUUUGAUCGUGAUAGAUUUUUAAUAUUUGACCCUUUUUUCUCUCCUCACAUUCAAGAUUUGAUUCUUUCCCAAAUUUUGCCCUCAUUAUCUAUGCACAUUUCUUAGCUUGUUAUCAUGAAUUGUGGAUUUUAAUUGUAUAUGACUGUAUAGUUGCCUAUGAUUUUGAUGAUUAUGAUCUUAAGUGCUUUCAUUGAGGGGGAGCAAUUUGUGGAUAUUAUGCUCAAAUUAACUAUUUUUGAUAUG
Molecule: messenger RNA, 1492 nt
Organism: Rubroshorea leprosula
Lineage: Eukaryota; Viridiplantae; Streptophyta; Magnoliopsida; Malvales; Dipterocarpaceae
Source: the annotation of a GenBank genome assembly